Closterium sp. Naga37s-1 is the source of this 609-nucleotide messenger RNA. NCBI's taxonomy places the organism in Eukaryota, Viridiplantae, Streptophyta, Zygnematophyceae, Desmidiales, Closteriaceae. The record is from the annotation of a GenBank genome assembly.
AUGUCCGUUACUCCGCAUCCCCUUCCGGUUCCGCUGGUGGCGCUCCCGCAUCACGGUCCUUCCCGGACAAACCUCGAAGCGCCAUCCUUACGGGUUUACCGCCAAUCGACGUCGACCAUCCCAAACGUUCUCCUCGUGGCACCGCCAAUCACGGACGUCGUCUCGACAUUCUCCUCCUUCUCUGUCCCUCCUCUCACGUCUCCUCCCUUUUUGUCGCCUCCCGAAGCGCCUGGUGUCGAGCCGAUCGAUUUCGUCAAUUCCUUCAGUUACGAGUCGGCCGCUGACGGCCGGUCGACGUGGAUCGCGCCGGCCGUCACUGCUGUCGGCGCGACGUUGCCGGUGUGGUGGCGACGCGGCGUGCGGGUUGUGCGGACCGUGCUGCGACCGAGAAAGUGCCGCACAUGCCUUGGCACAGGAUACAAUCUCUGCUGCAAGUGCCACGGCCGGGGAAAGCAAGGGGGGCUAGUGACGCAGCUACCUCUGGAAGCGUGUGGGGCAUGUGAGGGGCGGGGCCACGAGCGGUGCGAGCAAUGUGCUGCCACAGGGCUGGCCAACCACUGGCUCUACUCGCCUGUCAAGGAGGGGGGUUGGGGCCCCCGAGGGCACUAA